Molecule: messenger RNA, 980 nt
Organism: Hemicordylus capensis (graceful crag lizard)
Lineage: Eukaryota; Metazoa; Chordata; Lepidosauria; Squamata; Cordylidae
Gene: TOMM20
Product: translocase of outer mitochondrial membrane 20
Exons: 5
Coding region: 177-614 (145 amino acids)
Biological process (GO): protein import into mitochondrial matrix; protein targeting; tRNA import into mitochondrion
Cellular component (GO): mitochondrial outer membrane translocase complex; mitochondrial outer membrane
Molecular function (GO): transmembrane protein transporter activity
Source: RefSeq, a predicted model, not a curated record
GCCGAAGAAAUGCGGGAAGUCUCUUCCCUUUGGCAAAUCUGUCUAUUUGCUGUCGCUGAGUGAUGACGUAAGAGCGCAUGCCGAAGCGUGUGUGGAGCGGUGGGUGGGAUCUAUCCUCUGCUCCAAGGUGCCUGUGAAGUGCAAGGCGCGGCAGUGGCCCCGCGCUCGGCAGGAUCAUGGUGGGCAAGACCAGCGCCAUCGCCGCGGGCCUCUGCGGGGCUCUCUUCAUUGGCUACUGCAUCUACUUUGACCGCAAGAGGAGAAGCGACCCCAAUUUCAAGAACCGGCUGCGGGAACGAAGGAAGAAACAGAAGCUUGCCAAAGAGAGAGCAGGACUUUCAAAGCUGCCUGAUCUAAAAGAUGCGGAAGCAGUUCAGAAGUUCUUCCUUGAAGAGAUACAGCUUGGCGAGGAAUUACUAGCACAAGGUGAAUAUGAAAAGGGUGUUGAUCACUUAACAAAUGCCAUUGCUGUUUGUGGGCAGCCACAGCAGUUACUACAAGUUCUACAGCAGACUCUUCCACCGCCAGUUUUUCAAAUGCUUCUUACUAAACUCCCAACAAUUAGCCAGAGAAUUGUAAGUGCACAGUGCUUGGCUGAAGAUGAUGUGGAAUGAGAAAUCGCAACAGGGGGAAAAGUGUUUCUUUAGCCCCAAAGAUGAGCAUCAUUGGGGGUGGGAGUGGGGUAAAGGAGCAAGCAUAGUCGUUAUAAUGGACAGUAUACCAUAUUGAAAUCUACCAAAGUUGGUUUAAACUUUGAGUAGGUUUGUUUGGCUGAAUUUUAUUUAUUAUCUAGUGCAAAGUGUAUUUUGAUAAAUUCAUUUUAUAAAUACACCAUGUUGAGUUAUAAAAUGUAUCACUAGUGUCAUUUAUUACCAAUUCAGUUGUAACAUUGUACAUAUAAAAGAUGUAAAAUUACAACAUAAAAUACCCUAUGCUCAUUUUUGAAGAAACAAAGCUGAGGCAAUAAAGAUUUACCUGUG